CACUGGACGCGCUGCGCUUUAAAUAGCAGGUGUUUGAAAACUGUUCAUGCUCAGCCUGUCACCACUGUAGGUCUGCCUGCUCCCUCUCUCUUUAACUCCGUCAAAACACACGCGAUGUCAGCCGCCAGCACCGAGACGAGCGCCCAGUUGCCCGCGUCCGCCAGCCGGGUGUUCUUCCAGCCGCCGGCCGGGGUUGGGUGCGCUGGGCCCGGCCCCAUUCCGCGGGAUGACCCGGUCCAGAGGAAGCAGGGAAAAGUGACGGUGAAGUACGACAGGAAGGAGCUGCGGAAGAGACUGAUACUGGAGGAGUGGAUCAUUGAACAACUCAGCGAUCUGUACGACUGUGAGGUGAGGAGAGGAGGUUUUAUUGGCGCUUUGGGUCGGUUAUUCUUGGAGGAUUCGGGAUAA
Messenger RNA from Oncorhynchus tshawytscha (Chinook salmon), 408 nucleotides. It is a transcript of the gene ppp1r14c, whose product is annotated as protein phosphatase 1, regulatory (inhibitor) subunit 14C. Bases 115 to 408 code for a protein of 97 amino acids. Lineage: Eukaryota; Metazoa; Chordata; Actinopteri; Salmoniformes; Salmonidae. The transcript has a single exon. The record is from RefSeq and is a predicted model, not a curated record. Gene Ontology annotation, molecular function: protein serine/threonine phosphatase inhibitor activity. Gene Ontology annotation, cellular component: cytoplasm. Gene Ontology annotation, biological process: regulation of phosphorylation.